GUUAUCUGCGAAGCCAUGUGGAGGCUGCAGCGGUGCAUACUGCACGCGGGGCGGAGGGGGGAGGGAGGGGCCAUCGCCGCCGCGCGCUCCUCCCGCCACUCGAGUGCCGCGCGUCACGCGAGCCGCACGCAUUCGUCCUCCGUCUCCCGCGAGACAGCGUGUGUGUCCGAUCUCGGUGGUGUAAAAAUAAAGCCGGCGACAGACGGCGGCGUCCCAAGUUUAUAUUUAAAUGAUAGCACACAGCGGCCCGACUCGGCUCGGACGCUCGCCAUGCGACUAAGUCGGGGCAUAGUGUGCGAGUGCGCAGGCGCGAGCGCUUGCCCCGACGGCGCGGCUAACGGCACGUGCGUCACGCAGCCUGGGGGCUACUGCUUCGUGUCUGUGGAGGAGGUGCUCGAUGACAACAGUCUGGUGGUGCUUGAACGCACCGCUGGAUGCCUGCCGCCUGAUGAGUCUGGGUUUAUGCAGUGCAAAAGCUCCCAAGUGCCGCACUUGCACCCGAAAGCGAUCGAGUGCUGCAACGACGCGGACCUGUGCAACCGGCGGCUGCGGCCGCAGCUGCCCGAGCUGCCGCCCGACGUGACGGAGGCGCCGCGCGCCCCGCACGCCGCCGCCGGCAGCCCCACGCUGCUCGUGGCCAUCGCCCUCUGCGUCGCGCUCGUCGCAGCGCUCGGCGCGUUCUACCUCCUCUUCAGAAAACGACGCCGCGCCUGCAAGCGCCCGCCUUCCCCGCCCUCCACGCACCACGCAGAAAUAUCGUCCGGUUCUGGCUCCGGCCUCCCCCUCCUCGUUCAACGAACCGUCGCCAAACAGAUCCAAAUGGUCGAAUCCAUCGGCAAAGGACGCUACGGCGAAGUCUGGCUCGCGCGGUGGCGUGGAGAAAAAGUCGCCGUCAAAGUGUUCUUCACGACCGAGGAGGCUUCAUGGUUCCGGGAAACCGAAAUCUAUCAAACGGUCCUGAUGAGACACGAGAACAUCCUCGGGUUCAUCGCGGCGGACAUAAAAGGCACCGGUUCCUGGACGCAGAUGCUUCUCAUCACCGACUACCACGAGAACGGCUCGCUCCACGACUACCUGCAGACGGUCGUCCUCGACACCCACAGCCUCACCACGAUGGCGUACUCGAUCGUCAGCGGCCUCGCGCACCUGCACAUGGACAUCUUCGGCACGAAAGGCAAGCCGGCGAUAGCGCACAGGGACAUCAAGAGCAAGAACAUCCUCGUGAAACGGAACGGGCAGUGCGCGAUCGCGGACUUCGGGCUCGCGGUGCGGUUCGUGGCGGAGCGCAACGAGGUGGACAUCGCGCCCAACACGCGCGUCGGCACGCGCCGCUACAUGGCGCCCGAGGUGCUCGAUGAGAAGCUCGACGUGACCAACUUCGAGGCGUUCAAGAUGGCCGACAUGUACUCGCUGGGGCUGGUGCUGUGGGAGAUGUGCCGGCGCUGCGCCACGGGCGACAAGGCGCAGUACGUGGAGGCGUACGCGCUGCCGUACCACGACGAGGUGCCGGCCGACCCAUCGUUCGAGGACAUGCACGCGGUGGUGGUGGCGGCGGGGCGGCGGCCGCCUAUGCCGGCGCGCUGGCGGUCGGCGCCGACGCUGGCGGCGCUGGCCGCCGUCAUGGCCGAGUGCUGGCACCACGCGCCGCCCGUGCGGCUCACGGCGCUGCGCGUCAAGAAGACGCUCGCCAAGUUCCACAGCGACACCAGCGUCAAGCUCGUGUGACGCCCGCCGUGGCCGCGCUCUGUGUGUAAAUAUGUACUCUAGUUGACGGUGAACACGUUUAAUUUAGGUUCAUUAAGUUCCUCGAUAUUUAUUUGUAAUUCGCGCGUGAGUCGACCGACGGCACCCAUCGAAGUUAAAUUCAGAUUUGACCACCGUUCUUGUAUCUCAGUAUUGUUAAGUUUAUUCAGGCAGCUCCGACCCCAGUGAUUGUAUAAUUAUACGUCUACCUUAUGAACUGAAAACUGAAA
Messenger RNA from Pectinophora gossypiella (pink bollworm), 1973 nucleotides. It is a transcript of the gene tkv, whose product is annotated as bone morphogenetic protein receptor type-1B. Lineage: Eukaryota; Metazoa; Arthropoda; Insecta; Lepidoptera; Gelechiidae. Gene Ontology annotation, cellular component: plasma membrane; signaling receptor complex. The transcript is spliced from 3 exons. Gene Ontology annotation, molecular function: ATP binding; transforming growth factor beta receptor activity, type I; SMAD binding. The coding region runs from base 16 to 1725 and encodes 569 amino acids. The record is from RefSeq and is a predicted model, not a curated record. Gene Ontology annotation, biological process: BMP signaling pathway; protein phosphorylation; dorsal/ventral pattern formation.